Messenger RNA from Eucalyptus grandis, 3576 nucleotides. RefSeq lists its product as uncharacterized. Lineage: Eukaryota; Viridiplantae; Streptophyta; Magnoliopsida; Myrtales; Myrtaceae. The record is from RefSeq and is a predicted model, not a curated record. Bases 478 to 1149 code for a protein of 223 amino acids. The transcript has 2 exons.
CGUAUCUGCGCAUUCAAAAACCCCUGCUUCUUCCUCGUCUGCUUUCUAAUACCUCUGCUUCCUCUCUGCCCUUCUCUCUCUCUCUCUCUCUCUCGGUGAGGGAGAAAGUCUCGACCUUUCUGAGUUUCGACCAACCGUUUGCGUUCUCUCUCUUCGAUUUCGCUCUGUUUUUUCUGCUUUUUUCGUGAUUUGGUGAUUAUCGGAGAGAAUCCCGGGAGCUUUGGCCCAUCUGUUCUCCCUCGAUUUACGUUCACAAGUGCUCUCAAAGGGGGGGGAUCGGUCACUGUAGCUACGUUGCUUUCUCUUCGCGCCGCUGCUCCGCCUCUAGCCGUCCGUUUCAGCUAAUUUUUGGAGGAUUGCUUGGUCUAGCUUCCCUCUCGUUCCUCACCGAAGCUUCUGGCCUGGUACGUCCUACUUUCUCGGCUUUGGAUUCACGGUGCUAGGGUUUCGCGGGAUUUAGAAACUUUUGCUGCUUUUAUGGCAUUUACUUCUGUUGAAGGGGUAGGUCAUCUGGGUAAGGCCCAUUUAGGUGUGGCUGAGGUGAGUGGAAGUUCUCCUUCAGCUGUGCCCCAAAAUCCCUCGCCUUCUGUUGUUGUGGGAUGUUCUGCCCCUCUCGAUUCAGCGCCCGUUGCUCGGGCGGAAGUCCAACGACUUGCUAGCAAAGGCCCCCAAGGCCUGGGUGUUCCUCGUGGUCGUAGCAGAGGCAGGUCUUCUUCCAAAAGGACUCAACCUAGAGACAACAAGGCAGUUGUCAACUUGCCGGAGAAAGUUUUAGAGGCUGCUGAUCCCAAGUGGUCCCAAUGCUUGGUUGGGUAUUUUGUGGGGAAAAAACUUCCGUUUAAACUCACGGAGGCUGCCCUUACUCAGGCUUGGGGACCAAAGUUAGCUGGCGUGAUGGCAAAUGGCCAGGGGUUCUAUUUUCUUCACAUCCCGGAUGCUGAUUUUCGAAGGAAGAUAUUAGAGGGUGGGCUGAUCACAGUUGCCAGGGUUCCCCUUGUUCUUCAACAAUGGAAACCUUUGAUGGACUUGAAGAAGGACAACCACUCCACCGUUCCUGUGUGGAUAAGGUUGAAGAAUCUCCCCUGUGAGCUCUGGUCUCCCCAGCAAUUAGCGCAAUUGCUAGCACGGUGGGGAAACCUCUCUAUGUAGAUCAACGGACUGAACAAAUGAACAUGAUCUCCUUUGCUCGGGUGUGUGUGGAGAUUUCUGCAAUCUGUCUCCGUGUAGUUCAGUUGAGGUGGUCCUUAAUGGCGUCUCUCGUACGGUGGCCAUCGAGUUUGAAUGGAGGCCGGUGUCAUGCCAAAAAUGUGGCAUAUUUGGCCAUUCGUGCCCAGCUCCUGCGACUGAUCCUCCUGCUUCGGAAGCGGCUGCUGCAGCUCAGGUCCAGGGCCCUGCUGCUCAGGAAGCCCCUGCUGCUCUACCCAAUGACGCUCCUGCUGCUCAGGACCACGGCCCUUCUCCUGUUUCUGAAGCGGCUGGGGCUCCUGGUUGCCCUGAUGCUGGACGGAAGCUGUUCCAGAUCGGUGACAGACCUGCUACUCCUGAAGUGGCACCCCUCCCUGCUCCAGCGGGUGCAGUGCUUCCUCUAGGGUCUGAACCAGGGUGGAAGCAAGUAAAGGGGAAGAAGAAUAAGCCUCUUGUGGUUAAGGAUCUUGCUCUUUCCAUACCAGUACCGCCCAGCGAAGAUGGACAGAUCCGCUCCAUCCCUGUGGUGGAUAGGGCCAACCCAGCUGGUACCCCUGUAGCCCCAGCCACCUCUGGAGAGGAUUUGGGCGACUCACCGAGCCUUCUCCGCAGCUCGGACGACAAAGACCUGCUCUCUCCUAGCCCCUUAUCUCCAAGAUCCCCUCCUGCCGGAGAGAAUCCCGUGAAACAGUAUACUGGCAAGGUCUGCGACAAGAUCUUCUCGAGCGGACGAGUGUUGGGAGCAUACAUGAGUUGUCACAUGGCCAAGAAUAUACUGCGGAGAGAGCCAUCAUUGGCGAUCGGUAACAGAGCGAGACGUGUUGAGUAUUGUCUCCGAGAAAACCCCAAGAAAUCGUGGAAAUUCUUGGGGCUGAUGGAAAAUGCCCAAGAAAAUCCGUGCUCGGUCUGCCACAAGCGAUUCAGGUCGACGACAGCUCUGUUUGACCACAUGAAAAUUCACUUGAGGAAGGACGACGAGCGCGGCGACAGGUGCGUGGACCAUCCGGGUCGAUGAAAUCUUGCCGGGAUUGUGCGAGGCCAAUCCACGACAAGGAGAGAUUGAAUUUGAGUCUCUCCAGUGAAGAUCGCUAUGUGGGCUUGAGUAAGACCAAAGGUCAUCUCCUGCGUAGCGUUUUAUUUUACGACAAGGCAAUGCACAUGACCAGGAGGAAGAGGACACCGCGAGUCAGCUGCGAUGUCGAUGAAAGAACUGGGGGAGUUCUGUUUUCUGUACCAAAUGGGUUUUCGCUCAGUAGCGAGGCUGAGCAAGACCCGGCAAACGAAGCAGCAGUUGAGUUAAAGAUCAUGUCCCAAGGUGAGGCGGGCUUCAAUUCUUCAGGUUUGCGCGUCGAACAUUUCCAGAAGAGCUUGGCCCUGGAUUUCAUUGACAUGGAAAAACUGAGGAUAACUGAAGCAUCCGAGUACAAUGAACGCCACUCAAGAGGCUAUACGAGAAUGAAGCAGGAAGGGGUCGAAUUGGAGGUUCCUGCCAGGAUGCUUGGUGGGGCUUGGGAAGUUGAGCACAAAAAGCCUGAAGCAGCCAGAGCAGACGAACAGCCAAUGCAUGAGGUGCCGAUGAUGGAUCGUGACAUGAUGCGAAUUGCGGGUUCUGAUUCGAGAGCUAAAGCAGAACUAUGGAUUGAACCAGGGUUAAAUUCACGCCGAGAUAAUGUCUGCGCUGAGGAAUCCCCAGUUUUCAGUGAAUUGGGUGAGCAAAAUAAGUAUAAAAGCAAGGACACUGAGAGCUACAAACAGGAUGCUACAAUCGAUGCUUCUUGGGGGAUUGAAGGAAAUCGUGGAUGUGCGGAACCCAAGAGCAUCAAGCACUACUCAGAGAAGGUGAAAAGGCACAUAUGCUCAAUAUGCCACAAGGAUUUCUCAUCGGGCCAAGCUUUGGGCGGUCACAAGAGGGCUCAUUACGUGAAGAAUCCUUAAGCCAGUGCAGAAAUGCCGACAAACGCAGCCACACAGCAAAGGCUUGCAGACGUAACUAACAUGGUUGAUCUUUAGCCUCUCAGUACUGUUUGGAAAAAAGAAACAAAGUUUGAUAUUGCUGCUAGUGUUGUGUUCAGAUGAUGAAUCGGUGCAACAGAGGCAAGCACAGAUCAGAUGAUGGUGAGCUCAAUGUGCAGCUUUGUCCAUUUAUUUUGUUUCUGGUAAUAAGCUUUCUAGACUUGGGUUCUUUCACCCUUUUUUACUCCUCUCUCUCUCUCUCUCUCUCUCUCUCUCUCUCUCUCUCUCUCUGUGUUGAAGUUAGUCCAUCCAUAUUUCUAUUCUGAUUUCUCUGUUGAUACAGAUGGAUACAUUCCUUUGGCAUUCUCAUGUCGAUGUUUUUGCCAUUGUUAUUGGAUGAAAUAAUCUGAACUGGUUAUCAUUCUAGCUUCUUGUUUC